Lentinula edodes (shiitake mushroom) is the source of this 729-nucleotide messenger RNA. RefSeq lists its product as uncharacterized. NCBI's taxonomy places the organism in Eukaryota, Fungi, Basidiomycota, Agaricomycetes, Agaricales, Omphalotaceae. Bases 1 to 729 code for a protein of 242 amino acids. The record is from RefSeq and is a predicted model, not a curated record. The transcript is spliced from 4 exons.
AUGACACCCGCAGAAUGCAUCGGGUACUGUUCAGCCAACAACUGGUCAUAUGCCGGUGUUGAAUAUGGCGGGGAAUGCUUUGGUUUUCAGGAGACUGCAUCCAGCAAUUGCGACAUGCUAUGCAAUGGUGAUGCUACUCAAACCUGUGGGGGUCCCAACCUCAUUGACGUAUACUGGAACGGAGACUUUGAGCAGGAGGGCAAUCCAGUUACACUUUCUCGGAGCUUCUGGUCUUUUGUUGGUUGCUUCGUUGAUAGCGUCUCUCAACGGACAUUCCCAGCUCAAGUUCAAGCAGUCGGUGGGGUAUACCCUCCUUCUUGUGCAGAUGCCUGUGCAUUCUACGAGUAUACGAUGAUGGGGACUGAAUACGGAGAUGAAUGCUGGUGUGGUAACAGCACAGGCGCUGCAUCCCAAGCGCCUGAUACGGACUGUGUAAUGACCUGUUCCGCAGACAGGGACUACUAUUGCGGAAACGCAAAUCGCCUUUCAGUGUAUCAGAACAACCUCCCUGCAGAGACCUACACAAAUGAAUGUCUCGCAGGACCAUUGCCCUCAUGGCUGAAUGUCACCCGGCUAAGCAUCCUCGCAAGUCCAAAGGAACCUUCGACCCUUCAGACAGGAUGGAAUGGUGCAGUACUCCGGAUUAUCGACGUUCUCACUGUUGGGGAUACAACUUGGUCAUUACUCUCGGUAAGUUCAAUGAACCUUUCAAUAUCUACUCACAGAUGA